Notolabrus celidotus (New Zealand spotty) is the source of this 1798-nucleotide messenger RNA. Its product is annotated as protein phosphatase 1 regulatory subunit 36. The coding region runs from base 70 to 1401 and encodes 443 amino acids. The transcript is spliced from 13 exons. Gene Ontology annotation, biological process: negative regulation of phosphatase activity. Gene Ontology annotation, molecular function: phosphatase binding. NCBI's taxonomy places the organism in Eukaryota, Metazoa, Chordata, Actinopteri, Labriformes, Labridae. The record is from RefSeq and is a predicted model, not a curated record.
UGUGACUAACAUUACCAAGCCGGACUAGAAUUGAGCACGCGCUAUUGUGUUUCCCAGAAGUUCAGAGAAAUGCCGAAAAUUCCCGAAGUCACGAGACACGUGAGUGUUCCUCCUUCAGGCCGCUGGGUGUGGAAUGAUGAAGCUGAAACAGUGGAGUUUGUCAGCUCUAGUCCAGCAGAGGAAGGAGUUACAAGAGAAAGCAAGCAAACCAAUGCUGAUUUUAGAGAGCUUCAGCUGCGAGCAGAGUGGUUGGCUGACAUCUGUGCAUUGAACCACAGAGGGCGCCAAAGCCUUAGAAAGGGCCUGAGCCAUGCCCAGCUGAAUGCUUACAGGUCCUCUGUGAUGAGGAGGCCACGGGACCACGUGAGCAUUGAUGAUGUGAAACAGGUGGCCGUUCGUUUGCUGCAGGAGAAUUAUUCGCUUCCAAUUCCUUUCAGCUUCUUGGCUGUUUUGAAGAGAAAGGAGCUUGAUGAGGUCCUGGCUGCCCUUCUCAUGUGUCUGUCUUGUUUCUUGGAUCAAAAAUCUCUGGGGAAUAAAUCAAAGCCUCUAAUAGUUGACAUCAUCAAAGAGCGUCAGAUGAUGGCCGAAGCUUUGGCCAAAAGGCAGAUAGCUCAAAAGAAGCUGGCGGUCUGCUACUUCAGCCUGACCAUGGAUGUAGAGAUAGAACAGAAUCAACAGUCAUCAUAUCGCAAGGGCCGGAUGUUGACAAACAGCACAGAAUGGCUUCUACAUGCUUGCUUGUACUGCUUCUUCUGUUUUGUGGCCUGGGUGACGUUUGGCAGAAAGGACUUGAAGGACAUACAAGAAGAGGUGGGGCGUCUCUUCUACUCCGACACCUUCAACACAGCAGUGAGGAGCAGGGCAGAUGGGGACCCUGAAAUUACCUCUGCUGUUGUUGAUGGUUCAAUGAAGAUGGGAGAAAUUGACCCCAAGGAGACGGGAUCUAAUUGCACAUUCAGGCACCGGCAGGUUAAAGAGAGAUCAUUCCAGAAAUGCCCAUCCCUCCGCUCUACAGUUAAUCAGCGAUCCCCUCUGCUGGUGUCCCUGCUGCCCUCGCCCAAAGAACUUUCACCCCAUCUGUUCCUCGGCAGCCGAGCCAGGAGGCAGAGCCCGCUGCCAGUGGAGCGCUGUGACACCAUGGCUCUGACAGAGGAGCUCAACCAGCAGCUGGCUGAUGUCAGCUUUGGGAUCCUUGGGAAGCCGUUGUGUCAGUUCAACUGCAGCACCCUGAUCCCCCUCGGAGAGCAGCAACACAACAGUGAAGAAGAGGAAGAAGACCAUGACCCAAGGAGUAACAGUAAAGGUCAUCCAGGCUUCAGUUUUCAAGACAUUGUGUGUGCAAAUGAAUUCCCCGGUCCAACAAACCGAGUCAGAAACAACGCGAGAGGCUCAGAUCCCUGAAGGCUUCCACUGAGUCAUUAUGUGUCCAUGUGUUGCUUCACGAUGGGCUUACAACUGGUGCCACAUUCUAACACACACACAAACACACACUCACACACACACAACUCUCCAGCCAGGCUUGGUGGCAGAAGGGACUUUGCCUUUGCCCUAAUUGGCUGCGUAAUCUGGGACACCAGGAGCAGGGUUAAGCCCCCUGAGGAGAAGGGGAAGGAGGGGGCAAGUGGAGCCUGUGCAUUCAGAUGGGGGAUGGGGCGCAGGGUGUUUUACAAGUUUGGGGACACAAAGUUAAAAAGCACUUGUUUUCAUUAAAGCUGGGGUUGGUAAUCAGAUUUAGAUACACUUUUUGUCAUACUGGUUAAAAUGAUCUUUAUGUCCUGAUGGCAAUCAAUACAUGAUG